This is a messenger RNA of Colletotrichum abscissum, 327 nucleotides long. RefSeq lists its product as uncharacterized. The record is from RefSeq and is a predicted model, not a curated record. NCBI's taxonomy places the organism in Eukaryota, Fungi, Ascomycota, Sordariomycetes, Glomerellales, Glomerellaceae. The transcript is spliced from 2 exons. The coding region runs from base 1 to 327 and encodes 108 amino acids.
AUGGUCUUUUUUUCUCUUUGCUCUGCUCUUUUGGCCUCUUCCCCCCCCUCGAUUCUGUCUUGUACCCAUGGACUCAUGCAAAUCCAUCCAUGUCAGUGUUGGUGUGAUUUUCUGCCCCCCCCUCUGUCUGUUGUGUGGUUGGUUCAAAGUGCGAAGUGCGGCUUGUCCAGCACGAAACCCCUGUCGCAAGGAGCUCGGAGGGAGUCCGGACGAUUGGCCGGCGAUAACGCACGUUGUCUGAGACCAGCGCGACGCCCAGAUGGGGUUUUUGGUCUCGUCAGCCCGGUGCAAACCGUACCCAAACCGCCGGUUAUCCGUCUUUGCUGA